AUGAUUGCGCAAUCCAUCAGGGCCUCGCGCCAGGCGCUCGUCCGCGUCGCCCGGCAACAACCUGCCUACGUCGCUCGCCGCACCUUCAUCACCCCCACCGCCGUCCGAUCAGCCGACCUGGUGCAGGACAUGUACCUUCGCGAGCUUAAGAACUACAAGGUCCCGCAAGUCAAGGCCUCUGACGCCGAGGGCCAGGUCAAGAAGUUCGCCAUCCCCAAGGCCCCCGCAUCUCCCGAGGAGACGGACAUUGCGAGCGAGCUCAAGGCAUACGAGACACAGACUGUUGAGGUUGAGGGCGCUUCAUCCGAGGACGGCGAGGUCCUGCCCCAGGAGGACUGGUUUGAGGAGGAGGAUGAGAGCAUCACCACCGCCGGUGCUACCCACUAG
Messenger RNA from Bipolaris zeicola 26-R-13, 387 nucleotides. RefSeq lists its product as uncharacterized. Gene Ontology annotation, biological process: proton motive force-driven ATP synthesis. Bases 1 to 387 code for a protein of 128 amino acids. NCBI's taxonomy places the organism in Eukaryota, Fungi, Ascomycota, Dothideomycetes, Pleosporales, Pleosporaceae. The transcript is spliced from 3 exons. The record is from RefSeq and is a predicted model, not a curated record.